Molecule: messenger RNA, 1769 nt
Organism: Mollisia scopiformis
Lineage: Eukaryota; Fungi; Ascomycota; Leotiomycetes; Helotiales; Mollisiaceae
Product: UBC-like protein
Exons: 9
Coding region: 114-1472 (452 amino acids)
Source: RefSeq, a predicted model, not a curated record
CUUCUUCCCCACUCCAAACUCUUGUACUCAUUACCAUCUCGACUUCUCCCCACCAUAUGAACUUCCUCAAGAAAAGAGAAUAUUUGGACACUGUGGCUGAUCCGUGAUCGACAAUGUCUAACAAUUCUUAUAUUGUCCGCAUAUCAAAAGAGCUCUCCGACCUUCAGAAGUCGUCUGACCUCUCUCUUGCGGUUGCAUGCCGUGAUAUCGAUGUUCGCAACGUCAAGGCCAUCAUUAUCGGCCCUCCAGACACCCCAUACGAAUUCGGCUUCUUUGAGUUUGCCGUGAAGUUCGGAAAAGACUACCCAGGAAAAGCACCCUCCGUCAAUGCUACAACCACAAAUGGUGGCAGAUGUCGCUUCAACCCAAACAUCUAUGCGGGCGGCAAAGUUUGUUUAUCCAUCUUAGGAACUUGGAGAGGCGAAAGAGGAGAAGAAUGGUCGUCGGCACAGGGACUGGAAUCUAUCCUGAUCUCAAUCCAAAGUUUAAUGUCAUCGAAUCCCUACGAGAACGAACCAGGUUUCGAGACGGCGAACACCGAUGAUGACAAGAAGAAUCAGAAGGCAUACGUUGCCAAGAUUCGCCAUGAAAGUCUUCGAAUUUCCGUUAUCCAAAGAUUAGAGGAUUACUUGGGAAUUUCUGCAGAUGGAGCAGUACAACAGGUCCCUUCCAUUAACGAAGAGGAUGACAUCGACGAGGAAAUGCAUGAGAUGGACCGCGACGCAUUCGACGAGGCAUCGGCUAGUUUCGACCCAUUCCGAGAUUUAUGCAAACGUCGAUUCCUAUGGUACUUCGAUUCAUACUUACUCGCAAUAAGCAAGGCAAAGUCCGAAGCGGAAGAUGAGCAAAGCUUCACUCGCAUGCCGUUCGAAUGCUCAGGGAACAUUAUGGAAGGCAAGUUCAACUAUACGGAACUCGAACGUCGUCUGAGGCUCAUUCACAAGACAAUGAAGGUCGAGACAGCAAGAUGGGCAGAAGAAGGACUAGCUUCGAUCAAGAAGGAGAGUAGUGUUGCGUCGAAUCUUCAACGACAAUACGAACAAGUUGUGGAGUCUUACAAGCGAGACAAGACCGUCACUCUCGACGUUGAGCUGGUUGAUAAGAAUCCUUUCGUGUGGGCCAUUACCUAUUUCGGUCGACCCAUGACCAAUCUGGAUGGUGGCCUCUUCAGGAUCAAGUUAUUCUUCAGCCCACGAUUUCCUGAAGAGCAACCUAGAGCGAAAUUCGAAACCCAGCUUUUCCAUCACCGAAUUGCUUCUGACGGAACACCAUGCUACACUUCUAAGCGAUCUGAAGAUGUCAAGUCCCAUAUCGAUGCCAUCAUCGAGGCGUUGGAAGAAGAGGAGCCACCUUAUGACCCACGAACCUUGGUAAAUCCAGAAGCCGCUAAGCUGUACUGGGGUUCAGCAGAUGAUAAGAAACUCUACAACCGCAAGCUUCGUCGAGCAGUUCAGCGUAGCAUGGAAGAAUGAUGUUCAGCUUCCCAUCAAAUUUGCUUUCCAGCCACCAUGCGAUUUUAAGCGAGCAUUCACUUGAGCAGAUGCUACCAGAACUUUACGAAUUUGAAUUUUAGCGUUCCCGUUCCUGAUUUAAGCGAAUGUGCAUAUUGUCUGCAACUGGCCGGCGUCAUACCUGACAAAUAGGACUUCGAGGAGUUAUUAGGAAGUCUGCGGGCUGGGAAAUUAGGUCCUCGUGGAAUGGGGUUUCGGCGUCUAGCAAAUUGAUAUGCAUGAUUCGUUCGGGAUCCACUGCCUUUCUCAAUGUGAUGG